CGACAAACACGGAAACGAAAUUGUCGUGCAGUAAGAAACGAUGGCAGAAGAAACGAAAUUGGCACACAGUGAUGGUAAUGCACUAGAACAGGAAUCACCACCAUCUUACCAUGCCACAGCUGACCAAUCUGCAGUGGAUAUGCCUGAGGGCCUUCCUCCAUAUGGGGCUAAUGGAUACUCUGAACCUCCGCCAUCGUACGAUUCACUGUUUGGGAAGGUGAAGGCUGCCAAAGCCUCAUCCAGUAACAAUGCUCAGUUUGCCAAGAGCUUCGUAGGCAUACUUAUGGGAACCUUGGCCUGUACCAUUAUAAUGGGAAUUUUCCUGGCGAUUCCAAUAGCAAUGACAGCUAUAGGAGGUGUGUAUCUACAUCAAUGUCCAGCUGAGAGGUUUAUCCCUAUCUAUCUAUUGGUGGCUGGAGUGUUUGGGAUUAUCAAGAAUCUGUCCAGUCUAGGACAGAAACUGAGAAAUAAGAAAGAAGAAGGAGAGGAUGAUGAUCAGAAAAAUGUGAAGACAAAUCCAGCAGACAUGUUACUGAACUGCUUUUUGUUCGCCUGGUUUAUUGCAGGAAAUGUGUGGGUAUAUCGUACCUAUGGAAACUUCAGUACUGAUGAGACCUCUCAAAUGUACUGCCAUCCUACCUGUUACUACUUUGCCUUCUGGAUCAUCACAUCUACCUAUAUCCUAGGGGGACUCAUCUGCUUUCUGACUUGCUGUGGAGGGAUUGUGGCAGCCAUCACCACAGCAAAAUAAAGCUUAGUAACUGAGAUGAGAGAAGAGAAUCUAGAUUAAUCUGUAAAACUGGUACAAGGUAUUAAUGUAAUUAUAUGUACAAUUAAUAAUGCUCAAACACAGCUUCCAGAUGAUCAGAAAUGUUUAGAUAUAUUCAGUUUUUCUCUUUUUAGAGAGGUACAUAAGUGGAUUACGUAUUGUGGUGUAAUUGCUUGCUUUCGGUAUAAUUACAUGAUUUUUAGUACAUGUACAGGUAUUCAUAUAAGUAAAGAUUGUUUGCUUAAUAAUACUAACACUUACUUAUCACUUGUUGGGCCUAUAUUACAUGGUCUACAUGUAUAUGAUGCAGAGUAAGGAUUCCAUUCACAGUGUACAAGUUAUGACACUUGAUUACCAAGGAAAUCUAAAGAGACUAAAAUUGAUCUGUUGUCAUCAAAGCAAUACUUAAUUGUUACUAUUUUCUUUCUUUCUACAAUGUGAUUUCUUCCAAAUAUUGUCUCCUGAGGCACCCGUCCUUGUAUUACCUCAGCUGUUCUGAGGAGAUAAAACUCCAAACAUACUAAUUUCAUUCAGGACUUUAAACUUGAAAAAACGGAGCAAACUAUGGUGUCAUGAAUAAUUUUUUUAGCUUUAAAUGCUAUAUAAAACAAUAAUUCAAAAGAUACAAUACAUUUCUGAUAUUUAUAAAGUGUAUCAAUAUAGAAAUUGUUUGUCUUAGUAUCAUAAAAUAUAACAAUAUUGAUGCUAUGUGUCUAGAACAGACCUCUUGUUAAAAUUAAAAGUGUUGUGUCCUAACGAGAACCCUGACUAUUUUAGGGCAGUUAAGUCAUAUUUAUUUUUCCUGAUGUAUUUUUUAUAAAGGCCACAUGAUGUCAUGGUGUUUAUCUUAAAAUCCACAAGGCCAGAUCAAAUGUAUUUACAGUUUCUUGUUAUAUUUUGUUGUUAAACUUUUCUCAUAAUAAUUCUGCGUACAGUUAAAUACAUAGAUAUAACUGAUUGAUGUUGUAAAAUAACAGCUUUCAGUCAAUAUGAUUAUGAAUAAGUCUU
Messenger RNA from Ylistrum balloti, 1777 nucleotides. RefSeq names its product transmembrane protein 272-like. NCBI's taxonomy places the organism in Eukaryota, Metazoa, Mollusca, Bivalvia, Pectinida, Pectinidae. The coding region runs from base 41 to 751 and encodes 236 amino acids. The transcript has 7 exons. The record is from RefSeq and is a predicted model, not a curated record.